AUGGAGUUUCCUCUAUUCACAGUUGAUAAUGAAAAAUGUAAGAUCGAUUUAAAUAUAAAAAGUAAUUUUCAAAAUUCAAAUAAUAAUUUAAUGAAUAGAGUAAACUUAAACGGUUGUCCAGAACCAUUAUAUCAAGAAACCCCACCAAAAUUUCUUAUGAAAAAUAGAAAAGAAAAAAAUGAUAAUAUAAAUAAAAAUAAUAUAGUUGAUAAUGAAAAAUGUAAGAUCGAUUUGAAUAUAAAAAGUAAUUUUCAAAAUUCGAAUAAUAAUUUAAUGAAUAGAGUAAACUUAAACGGUUGUCCAGAACCAUUAUAUCAAGAAACCCCACCAAAAUUUCUUAUGAAAAAUAGAAAAGAAAAAAAUGAUAAAAUAAAUGAAAGUAAUUUAGUUGAUAAUGAAAAAUGUAAGAUCGAUUUGAAUAUAAAAAGUAAUUUUCAAAAUUCGAAUAAUAAUUUAGUGAAUAGAGUAGACUUAAACGGUUGUCCAGAACCAUUAUACCAAGAAACCCCACCAAAAUUUCUUAUGAAUUGCAGUUUAUUUGUUUAUACAUUAAUAUUAGAUUUAAAAUCCCUUUAA
Molecule: messenger RNA, 576 nt
Organism: Plasmodium gallinaceum
Lineage: Eukaryota; Apicomplexa; Aconoidasida; Haemosporida; Plasmodiidae
Exons: 2
Coding region: 1-576 (191 amino acids)
Source: RefSeq, a predicted model, not a curated record